AUGUCUUUCUUGCAUACGCUCAUCGUGCUACUAUUUGUGCCUCUCAUCAUGGGUCAAGGGCAGCAUUCCUGGGAAGGCUUCGUGGAGAACGAGGGUGUUUGUACCCAUUACCGUGCGACUGGUUCAGGUCCACUGCUAUUCCUACUGCACGGCUUUCCCGACAAUUCGGAUACGUUCUACAACCAUGUCCCAGAACUGGCCAAGCAGUACACCGUUGUCACGCCGUCUCGACGCGGCUUUCCACCCAGCGGUGUUCCAGACAAGGAUGAAGACUAUCAGCUAGCAAAAGUCGUGUCAGACAUUGUGACGCUCAUCAAGACCCCCGGAGGCCGCAAAGUGCUCCUCGGCGGUCAUGACUUUGGCGGAGCGAUGGCACAGUUGUUGGCAUACUCCAUGCCGCACAUGGUCAAGGGCCUGAUUCUGAUGAACCCACCCGUCAUCCCAAGACUCCAAUAUUUGGUGAGCUUCGACCCCGAGCAGCAAAAGGCAUCCAAGUACACCAUCCACUUGAUGCAGUACAAGAUCGGUGACGACAAGGAAGUGGCAGAAAAGGCUGCGCCCAUCAGGGAUCCUGCUCGUCGCAAGGAGAUUGAAGACUAUCUUACGGCAUCUCCUAUCAACGGCAUGAUGGCCUACUACAAGGAGAAUUACCCAGCGCCACCAUACGGGCAAACUUCUCCUUUGCAGAACCUAACCAUUCCGGUCCCCACGCUGCUGAUCUGGGGUGUUGAAGAUACAUACUUCAUUCCAAAGUUCGUCGAUGGUAUUCCGGGAAUCUUUCCAAAUUCGACGAGAUUGGUCACGCUGCCACAUGCUGGACAUUGGGCUUUCCAGGAUGAGCCUAAGAAAGUGAAUCGCGAGAUCAUGUCGUGGCUGGAGGAGCAGAAGUAUGAGGGAAAUUACGGAGUAGGUGUUGUCUUGUGUUGA
Molecule: messenger RNA, 927 nt
Organism: Fulvia fulva
Lineage: Eukaryota; Fungi; Ascomycota; Dothideomycetes; Mycosphaerellales; Mycosphaerellaceae
Product: Epoxide hydrolase 3
Exons: 1
Coding region: 1-927 (308 amino acids)
Molecular function (GO): catalytic activity
Source: RefSeq, a predicted model, not a curated record